UCGCGCGCUCUCCGGUUGCGCCGGCGCCUUCUGGACUCCGGUUCCACCAUUGCUUUUGCUUCUUUGCUCGCCUUCCCUUUCGGACUUGCGCGGUCGGAGAAAGGCGCGCUCGCGCGCAGCUUACUGCGCAUGUGCGUUGCCAGGGGUAACGCGGGGAGCCAAAGUGGUUUGUGGAGUGGCUACUGUUACUGGUUACUGAGGCGGUUGCCGAGACUGUCGCAGAGACUCGGAGGAGGAGCCCGAGGCGUGAGGGAAGCCGCGAUGAGGGCCGUGUUGACGUGGAGAGAUAAAGCCGAGCACUGUAUAAAUGACAUCGCAUUUAAGCCUGAUGGAACUCAACUGAUUUUGGCUGCUGGAAACAGAUUACUGGUUUAUGACACCUCUGAUGGCACCUUACUUCAGCCCCUCAAGGGACACAAAGACACUGUAUACUGUGUGGCAUAUGCAAAGGAUGGCAAGCGCUUUGCUUCUGGAUCAGCUGACAAAAGCGUUAUUAUCUGGACAUCAAAACUGGAAGGCAUUCUGAAGUACACGCACAAUGAUUCUAUACAGUGUGUCUCCUACAAUCCUGUUACCCAUCAACUGGCAUCUUGUUCCUCCAGUGAUUUUGGGUUGUGGUCUCCUGAACAGAAGUCUAUCUCCAAAAACAAAUCAAGCAGCAAGAUCAUCUGCUGCAGCUGGACAAAUGAUGGUCAGUACCUGGCACUGGGAAUGUUCAAUGGGAUCAUCAGCAUACGGAACAAAAAUGGUGAGGAGAAAGUGAAGAUUGAGCGGCCGGGGGGCUCCCUCUCGCCAAUAUGGUCCAUCUGCUGGAACCCUUCAAGCCGAUGGGAGAGUUUCUGGAUGAACAGAGAUAAUAACGAUGCCGAGGAUGUCAUUGUCAACAGAGGUUUUCAGGAAAUCCCUUCUCUGGAGUCAGCAGUGUACAGUAGUCAGGGUAGUGAGGCAGAGGAGGAAGAACCAGAGGAAGAAGACGACAACUUAGAGGAGCAUAAUGACAUCCUGGCUGUGGCUGACUGGGGUCAAAAACUUUCCUUCUACCAACUGAGUGGAAAACAGAUUGGAAAGGAUCGGGUACUGAAUUUUGACCCUUGCUGCAUCAGCUACUUUACUAAAGGGGAAUACAUUUUGCUGGGGGGUUCAGACAAGCAAGUGUCUCUUUUCACCAAGGAUGGAGUGCGGCUUGGGACUGUUGGGGAGCAGUACUCCUGGGUGUGGACGUGUCGAGUGAAACCGGAUUCCAACUAUGUGGUGGUUGGCUGCCAGGAUGGCACCAUUUCCUUCUACCAGCUUAUUUUCAGCACAGUCCAUGGGCUCUACAAGGACCGUUAUGCCUACAGGGAUAGCAUGACUGAUGUCAUUGUGCAGCACCUGAUCACUGAGCAGAAAGUUCGUAUUAAAUGCAAAGAGCUUGUCAAGAAGAUUGCCAUCUACAGAAAUCGAUUAGCUAUCCAACUGCCAGAGAAAAUCCUCAUCUAUGAGUUGUAUUCAGAGGACUCAUCAGACAUGCAUUACCGGGUAAAGGAGAGGAUUGUCAAGAAGUUUGAGUGCAACCUCCUGGUGGUGUGUGCCAAUCAUAUCAUCCUGUGCCAGGAGAAACGGCUGCAGUGUCUGUCCUUCAGCGGAGUGAAGGAGCGGGAGUGGCAGAUGGAGUCUCUAAUUCGUUACAUCAAGGUUAUCGGUGGCCCUCCUGGAAGGGAAGGCCUGUUAGUGGGGCUGAAGAAUGGACAGAUCCUGAAGAUCUUCGUGGACAAUCUCUUUGCGAUCGUCCUGCUGAAGCAGGCCACAGCCGUGCGCUGCUUGGACAUGAGUGCCUCCCGUAAGAAGCUGGCUGUGGUAGAUGAAAAUGACACUUGCUUGGUGUAUGAUAUCGACACCAAGGAGCUGCUUUUUCAGGUGAAGUCCCUGAGGAGGACCAGGGACAUCCCCCAUCACUGUCUAGAAGUGCUGGCGGUAAACUGGUCAUCUGGCCUGUUCACUCAGCAUGUUCUCCUGAAGCAUGACUUACUGGGGAAAUGCCCAUCAUCCAUGCCUGACACAGAGCAGCUAUUCAAGAAACGUUCGUGGAAUUCAGCUCUGAGGCAAAAGAGAAGACCAGAAAGCAAGAGGAAGAAGGAAAUGAGGUGGGUGGAAGUGGCAGCAGGACAAGAGUCUGCUCCCAUGUACCAGUACCUGGAUAGGAAAAUGUUCAAGGAAGCCUACCAGAUUGCUUGCUUGGGUGUGACAGACACUGAUUGGCGCGAGCUGGCCAUGGAAGCACUAGAAGGUUUAGAUUUUGAAACAUCAAAGAAGGCCUUCAUCAGAGUACAAGACCUCCGAUACUUAGAGCUCAUCAGCAGCAUUGAGGAGAGGAAGAAGCGGGGAGAGACCAACAAUGACCUGUUUCUGGCAGAUGUGUUUUCCUACGAGGGGAAGUUCCAUGAGGCCGCCAAACUGUACAAGAGGAGUGGGCAGGAGAACCUCGCACUUGAAAUGUACACCGAUCUCCGCAUGUUUGAGUAUGCUAAGGUAAUCCACCCCAUCCCGGGCCCAAGCUCUGGCUUGGAGCCCACUGGUGUUCCCACCUGCAACCCAGAGCCCCCCAGCCACUUCCUUCCAUCAGGCUUCUUCACAGGGGUCCCUCUCCUACCCGCCCCUUCCCUCUCCAGGUUGAUCGACAUCGCCCGCAAGCUGGACAAGGCUGAGCGCGAGCCCCUGCUGCUGUGCGCUACCUACCUCAAGAAGCUGGACAGCCCCGGCUAUGCUGCCGAGACCUACCUGAAGAUGGGUGACCUCAAGUCCCUGGUGCAGCUGCACGUGGAGACCCAGCGCUGGGAUGAGGCCUUUGCUUUGGGUGAGAAGCAUCCUGAGUUUAAGGAUGACAUCUACGUGCCCUAUGCUCAGUGGCUAGCAGAGAACGAUCGCUUUGAGGAAGCCCAGCAAGCAUUCCACAAGGCUGGGCGACAGAGAGAAGCAGUCCAGGUGCUGGAGCAGCUCACAGACAAUGCUGUGGCAGAGAGCAGGUUUAAUGAUGCUGCCUAUUAUUACUGGAUGCUAUCCAUGCAGUGCCUCGAUAUAGCUCAAGAUCCUGCCCAGAAGGAUGUGAUGCUUGGCAAGUUCCACCACUUUCAGCGUUUGGCAGAGCUGUACCAUGGCUACCAUGCCAUCCAUCGCCACACGGAGGAUCCAUUCAGUGUCCAUGGGCCUGAAACUCUUUUCAACAUCUCCAGGUUCCUGCUGCACAGCCUGCCCAAGGACACCCCCUCGGGCAUCUCUAAAGUGAAAAUACUCUUCACCCUGGCUAAGCAGAGCAAGGCCCUGGGCGCGUACAGGCUGGCCCGACACGCCUAUGACAAGCUGCGAGGCCUGUGUAUCCCCGCCAGAUUCCAAAAGUCCAUCGAGCUGGGUACCCUGACCAUCCGCGCCAAGCCAUUCCACGACAGUGAGGAGCUGGUGCCCUUGUGCUACCGCUGCUCCACCAACAACCCGCUGCUCAACAACCUGGGCAACGUCUGCAUCAACUGCCGCCAGCCCUUUGUCUUCUCUGCCUCUUCCUAUGAUGUGCUACACCUGGUUGAGUUCUGCCUGGAGGAGGGGAUCACUGAUGAAGAAGCCAUCUCCCUCAUCGACCUGGAGGCACCCAGACCCAAGCGAGAGGACAGACAGCAGGAGACCAUAAACAACAGCUCCCAGAUUCUGCAGCUAGUGGAGACCAAGGACUCCAUGGGAGAUGAGGACCCGUUCACAGCUAAGCUGAGCUUUGAGCAGGGUGGCUCAGAGUUUGUGCCGGUGGUGGUGAGCCGUCUGGUGCUGCGCUCCAUGAGCCGCCGGGACAUCAUCAUCAAGCGCUGGCCCCCGCCCCUGAGGUGGCAGUACUUCCGCUCACUGCUGCCUGACGCCUCCAUUACCAUGUGCCCUUCCUGCUUCCAGAUGUUCCACUCUGAGGACUAUGAGCUGCUGGUUCUUCAGCACGGCUGCUGCCCCUACUGCCGCAAGCGCAAGGACGACCCCGGCCCAUGACCAGCACCCUGGGGACAGCCUGCACUGUCUGCCUGCCUUGCGAUCUGCUGGACUUUGAAGGAGAAUGAAGAGUUAAACUGUCAGAAUGCAUCUCUUGCCCAGAUGAAGUUUGUGUUUUGGGGGGGGCCUUGUGUAACCACGGAAUUCCUAUUUAUGGCAUUUCAUGCCUUGUAAAUAGCACCAGGAGAUGAGGAAGAGAAUGUACAUAUAUUUUCUAAGGAAAAAAAUCUGUUACUUUCAGAACGGCUCCUAGUUGUUCGUGGCAGCCUGCUGGAGUCCGCAGAUCUGUCAGACUGUUAGCAUGUACAUUUUGCCAACAGAUUGCCUCAAUAAUGACAAAAGGGCUCCUUA
Messenger RNA from Cebus imitator (Panamanian white-faced capuchin), 4350 nucleotides. Its product is annotated as intraflagellar transport protein 122 homolog. Gene Ontology annotation, biological process: protein localization to cilium; non-motile cilium assembly; intraciliary retrograde transport. The transcript has 30 exons. The record is from RefSeq and is a predicted model, not a curated record. Lineage: Eukaryota; Metazoa; Chordata; Mammalia; Primates; Cebidae. Gene Ontology annotation, cellular component: intraciliary transport particle A; non-motile cilium. The coding region runs from base 130 to 3999 and encodes 1289 amino acids. Gene Ontology annotation, molecular function: protein binding.